AUGGGUCAAGUUACUUUUCAACAAAUCUUCAAAGCAUUCGCCGUUUUCUUUCUCGGAUACACAGUAUAUUCGACGGAAAGAGCUAUUCGAAAUAAACAGGCGCGGCACCAGUUCCGGCGAUCAGCGACAACAAAUCAAAGCCCUUUUGCCAGUAAAAUUCAGGAAGCUUCAAAAUCGAGCCAUCCAGACUACCAAAAAGUCUAUAUUCUCAAAAUCGAGCCCGCUGAAGUCGUUUUUCCACAAGACGCAGAGGAGCGCCAACAAUAUGAAGAAACAUUCAGCAAGUCUAAUUACACCAAGUAUCAGUUCCCGGACUACGUGAAUGUUCCACUAUCUGAACUCGGCGUUGUUUAUUACAACGGAAUUCCUUUCUAUCGACAAGGAGUUCAAACUGCUCCGCAAUACGACAUUUCCCUCGCCGGGCCAAACACUCGAUCAAGUAUCAAGGACGAAAAGUGCCCCGGAAAACCAAAAGCUGCUAAAAAGGAGCCAGCUGAAGAGCCGGAAGAAUCAGUAAUGCAAUUUGAUGUUGGGGUGAAUUGGGAGCCAGAGGAGCCAGAAGAGAAGCCAGAAAAAGAAGAAAAGGAAGAGGUUCACCAAAUCGGCUGCUGCAAUGGAAUGCCUUACAACACCAACAAACGAUGCUGCUGCAGACGAGCGAGCUUUAACAAGGACGAGAAAUUCUGCUGCGCGAUUAAUGGCUGCGGGGAUUUUAAAAUUAUGAAAAAAUCCGAAGCCAACUACGACAUGUGCAAUUCUUUAUCCGGAGUCGUCGUGCAGGAAUAUGGCUACCACAAGAUGGCGGGAGCGAGAGAUAUGGGAUUCAUGAAGAACAACUAA
Oikopleura dioica is the source of this 840-nucleotide messenger RNA. The record is from the annotation of a GenBank genome assembly. Lineage: Eukaryota; Metazoa; Chordata; Appendicularia; Copelata; Oikopleuridae.